AGCAGUAGCACAGGUUUUAAAUGACAGAAGACAGCCGCAGCUUAGGAAUUACGAUCUCGCGCACAAAGCUCUAGUCAAGGUCAUGGAGAGAUUAAUCACUAUUUUUUCUUUACUAUUUAUAAUUCAGAUCACAAAUGGCGCACAGAAAGUCACUUAUGAUGGGCACAAGCUAGUUCGAAUCAUUCCAACAUCAAAUCAUUCACUGACCUUUCUUCAACAACUUAGUUCAGCUUCUGCAGCACUUGAGCUUGAUUUUUGGUCGUAUCCUACAACAUUACGACAACCUGUAGAUAUUCAUGUUUCACCGAACUACCUUCCUGAACUUUCAAAUGUUCUACAGUACAAUAAUAUGACAUACAGGGUUUUAAUCAACGACCUGCAAAGAUUAAUUCAAAAAGAAUAUUCUCCAAGUGCUGUGAAGACAACAUUUAAAAAUUUUGAUGCGGAAUAUCAUUCAUAUCCCGAGAUAUUGGGUGAACUAAGAAAUCUGGUGUAUACAACCAAUCGUGCAAAACUUGUUCUUAUUGGAACUUCAUAUGAGUUUCGUAGGAUAUACGCUAUAGAGAUAUUUGAAAACGAGAGCAAUACUCGACCGUUGAUAUUUCUAAACUGUGGACUUCAUGCACGGGAAUGGUUAAGCCCAGCCACAUGUAUGUUUCUUGUCAGACAGCUGUUAUCUAAUAAUAUGACAUCACUUCGAGCUAACUACACCUGGAUCAUUUUACCUGUCCUGAAUGUGGAUGGUUAUCAAUACUCAUUUACUACGGAAAGAUUUUGGCGAAAAAACCGUUCACCUGGACGAGGUGGAUGUAUGGGUGUAGAUCUAAACAGAAAUUUCAACCAUCAAUGGGGAGGUUUUGGCACGAGUUCUGAUCCUUGCAACAUGUUAUAUCAUGGCAGACAUCCAUUCUCUGAACCCGAGACGUAUGCCUUGGGGCGAUAUUUGUUAUCUCGCAAAAAAGAAGUUAAAGUUUUUCUAGAUAUUCAUUCAUUCGGUCAAUUAUUUAUGUCACCGUGGGGACACACAAGACAAUAUUCACCACAUUAUUUAGACAUACAGGAGCCACUGAUGAAGAGAGUUUCUGAGGCAAUUGCUUCAGUUAAUGGUAAAACGUUUACGUACGGACCUGCGUCGAUCGUUAUUUAUCCAACCACAGGCGAUGCAACUGACUGGACUUAUGCAAGUCUAGGAGUUAUUCAUUCAUACAGCAUUGAGCUACGACCAACGUUUCAAGAUGAAAGAGGUUUUAUUGUUCCUCCUGAACAAAUUGUGGAGUCAGGCAGCGAAAUAUUGAACGGAAUGAUUGAAAUGGUGCGACUGAUUCAAUCUGAAUAAUUAAUUUUACCAUCAAUAAUAUUUCA
This is a messenger RNA of Dendronephthya gigantea, 1362 nucleotides long. Its product is annotated as zinc carboxypeptidase-like. The transcript is spliced from 10 exons. The record is from RefSeq and is a predicted model, not a curated record. Lineage: Eukaryota; Metazoa; Cnidaria; Anthozoa; Malacalcyonacea; Nephtheidae. Gene Ontology annotation, molecular function: metallocarboxypeptidase activity; zinc ion binding. Bases 83 to 1336 code for a protein of 417 amino acids. Gene Ontology annotation, biological process: proteolysis.